Messenger RNA from Sardina pilchardus (European sardine), 867 nucleotides. RefSeq names its product butyrophilin subfamily 1 member A1-like. The transcript is spliced from 5 exons. Bases 1 to 867 code for a protein of 288 amino acids. Gene Ontology annotation, molecular function: signaling receptor binding. Gene Ontology annotation, cellular component: external side of plasma membrane. Lineage: Eukaryota; Metazoa; Chordata; Actinopteri; Clupeiformes; Clupeidae. The record is from RefSeq and is a predicted model, not a curated record. Gene Ontology annotation, biological process: T cell receptor signaling pathway; regulation of cytokine production.
AUGUGGUGGCUGCUGCUCUUUUUACCGGUGUGUGGAGAUGCACAAAUUCCUGACACAUUCACCUUGUCUGUUCCUGAUGGCCCACUCUCUGUUCAGAUGGGAUCCUCGAUCAUCCUGCCCUGUUCUUUCUCUCCUGCAUUCACUGUAUCACUGAAAGUGCGCUGGUACAGACCUGAUAAGUACAAAUCUCCAGUUCUGCUCUAUGAGAAGCAGCAGGUGCAGCAUCAGGCUGCUGACCCUCAGUACAGGGGCAGGGUGUCCCUGGUGGGGGAGCUGGAGAAGGGGAACGUGUCUCUGAAACUGGACAACGUCUCACCGGCAGACCAUGGAGAGUUUGUCUGUUUUGUUGCUGGGGAUAAGUGGUAUGAGCAGGCCAGUGUUCACCUCAAUGUGAAAGCUCUCCCAUCAACGAUGGGUUCCCCACCGGUCCUUUCAGUCACUGAUGGAGGCAGUGGGCAGGUGAAUGUUACCUGUGUGUCAGAUGGUUGGUUUCCACAGCCUACACUCACCUGGAGAAACAACAGAGGCACAGAGAUCCCCAGUCAGAACCAUCACAGUGCAACAUAUGCACAUGGACGUGUGACUGUAUCUUCCUGGCUGCUGCUCCACUCUUCUUCUGAUUCUGAGUGGGUUGAGUGCUCUGUUGGUCUGUCUGCAGAGGAGAGAAGAGAGAGCAGGAUCUUACCACACACCUCUAGGACUGACACAGUGGAUCUGGAGAGGACACUGAGGGACAGAGAGGCAGAGCUGGAGACUCUGAAACAGAAGAGUAAAGGUACAAGAGUUCUCUUCGGAACUGUGAAGAUUCCACCACACAGUCACAUCACCAAAUAUGGUCUCAGAUUUGAUGGUGCUUAUGUCCGUUAA